ACUGCUGUUCACCUCACCACACCCUCGAGCAAGGGAAUCCAGUGAAACUCAACAUGAAACUCGUCAGCUUUGUGGUCUUGGCCUGCGCGGCCUGGCAGGCGGCAGGAUAUCCUUACUACCCGUAUUAUGGAAACAAUUAUGACACUUUAUCGUACGGAUCGAGCGACAACACCCGCGGCGGGAUGGUGAUGAGCCGCUACUUCAACCCUUACUACAACCCUCGCGCCGUCGGCGGCGGCAUGGCGGCCUUCAUGUUCAAGCAGCCUGAAGAACCCGCGCAGCAAGCGCCUAGCCAGUACUACCUCCCCGACCGCCGCCGCCAGACCCAGGACGAAUACUACCCGCAGCAAAACGAGGUCUUCUUCCCUCAAGCUCCCGAAAAACCCAUCGUCACCGAAGCCACUGAUCUCGUGGAGCCGACUGAGAAAACUGAGUUUGUCCCGACCACAGCCCGCACCGUCACCACUGUGCCAGAGCUGGUAGAGCCAGAAGUGGAAGAAGUGGAGGAGCCAGUGCAGAAGCCUAAGAAGCGAGUGUCCAAGAGGAAGCAGGUGAAGAGGCCAGUCGAAGACGAGGAGGAGGAUGAUGAUUAUCAGCCCAAGAUGCCCACAGGAGCGUUCUUCCCGAUGUUCUUCGGCUGGGGUGGAAGGUCUGCGAACGGAGGCGGGCCUGGUGGAGCCACGGCCAUCGCCAACGCGUACAGCACCGGCCGCGGAGGAGUCGCCACUAGUCACGCCACAGCCUACGGCGCUCCCAGACCGGACUUCAAGUCGCAGCCUUAACUUAAGCUAAUUUAUCUUGGUCUUUAGGCGAGAUGCAGAUACUAAGGAAAUAAUCGUCGAUAAGUCACGUGAUUUUUCGAUUGCAUUCAAAUAUCUUGACAGUAGUUUGUCUUCGAAAAGCAUCUCAUUUAAGGACUUUUGUUAUAG
Messenger RNA from Ostrinia nubilalis (European corn borer), 929 nucleotides. RefSeq lists its product as uncharacterized. Bases 54 to 782 code for a protein of 242 amino acids. The transcript is spliced from 2 exons. The record is from RefSeq and is a predicted model, not a curated record. Lineage: Eukaryota; Metazoa; Arthropoda; Insecta; Lepidoptera; Crambidae.